Molecule: messenger RNA, 1587 nt
Organism: Rhizopus microsporus ATCC 52813
Lineage: Eukaryota; Fungi; Mucoromycota; Mucoromycetes; Mucorales; Rhizopodaceae
Exons: 9
Coding region: 109-1446 (445 amino acids)
Cellular component (GO): cytoplasm
Source: RefSeq, a predicted model, not a curated record
CUGAGAUUGAAUAUAGCAGUCGUGCCUGUGAGUGGCUUGGAAGCUUUUAAAAUCAGUUCUCAGCUUCAUGCGUUGUGGUACUUUUUCUUGUGUGUGCGCGUAAAGUCCAUGUUUGAACAGCCAACAUCCAGAAUUUAUGACCUAUCUUUGAUAGAUGCAGAAGAUGAGUUUGAGCUUGAACUUUCAAGGCUUUAUGCAAAAUAUCAAGAGGCAGCAAAAAACAAGUCAGAAAUUGAAAUUCACAACUAUCUUCAGGACAAGGCUUCACAAAACAAAAGAGAAUAUAACGAGGUCGUUUCUGCUUUACUAUAUGGCGUUUUAACCGAACCGGGGAAUGCUCGCAGUUUCUUUCAGUCCAUCAGCUUUGUCAACAGAGAUAACUUUUCAGUCCUUGUGAAUAGACUUCAGGUGCUUUGUAUUUCGAUAAAAUUUCAACAAGUCAAGCUCGCUGUGCGAGAACAGAUAUUUUGGCUCAUUAGCGAAUUGACUAGCUUAAACGUACAAAUUAUCGACACACUCUAUUUAUGCUUGCUUAGACAGAUAAAAGGAGGAGACACAAGUCAGCGAAAUGUGUUAUUGUGUGAACAGAUUUUGAAAUUAUGCGAAGCUCACAAGUCAUGGUUAGAUGUGAAUCCUAGAGUGAUUGCGACAUUUGUCUAUACUUAUUUACGUGUUAUUGCUGACCAUAAGCCAAUGGCAUUUCAUUCUAUUCAACAGCGUGAAAUUCGAUUUGUGAUAGCAUUACUACGUGAAAAAUGGAUAGUAUGUGUACCUAUUGGCAGAGAUCUGGCAAGAGUGUUGCAUGAUCUAGCAUCCAUACCCGAGUUUGGACAGCUUUGGGAAGAUAUAUUGAAGCAACCACAGAAACUAUCGCCGAGAUUUAAAGGGAUUGAUAUGCUAUUAUUGCAGCCUACACCUAAAGAAUUUCUACGGUGUCGGCUUACUCCUGAUAUGGAACACAAAUUACUUUAUAUAGUGCAAAAUUUAAAAAUCAACAUGUAUCAACGAAAUUUGAAUUGGUUCAUUCAGAGGUUCUUAUCCACAGCUGAAAUGGAGCCUAAUUAUGUUGAUGUAAUUCGAUAUCUCGUUGCUGGCUGGUAUCCUUCAAAUCAGAUAUUACAGAGUGAUAUUGUGCCCAGAUAUGUAGUCAUUGGAAGCUUGAUUCGCUCUGUAAAGAGCAAUGUAGUAGCAGCAAAUAUUAAGCUGGCCCUUAUUUACGAUUGGCUGUUCUUUACAUCUAAUGACAAUAUCAUGUUUAUUGAACCCGCCAUGCUGUUGAUGGAACGAUCGGCUGAGAGAUACCCUUAUAUUACGGCUAUGUUGAUGGAAUUCUUAAAGUAUGCCGUAGACGAGUAUUAUCCACCUAUGAAAGAGUACAUGUCAAAGUGUGUAUCAUGUGGGAUGAAAGUGAUGCUUUCCAAAGGUGUUAUCAGGUUAGAGUCAUGACAUCAAUAUAUGUGUGCUGUAGAUAUUGACUAUUUUAUAGGAGCUUAUUACCUCUUUAUAAAUGUCCAACACUUGAUCCCGUUACUAGAGACAACAUGAAAAUACUGUUCCCAGAGUUCUUGAUAGAGGAUCCAUCUGCUC